Molecule: messenger RNA, 2818 nt
Organism: Anopheles aquasalis
Lineage: Eukaryota; Metazoa; Arthropoda; Insecta; Diptera; Culicidae
Gene: mre11
Product: double strand break repair nuclease mre11
Biological process (GO): mitochondrial double-strand break repair via homologous recombination; double-strand break repair via nonhomologous end joining; mitotic intra-S DNA damage checkpoint signaling
Cellular component (GO): nucleus; Mre11 complex; site of double-strand break
Molecular function (GO): manganese ion binding; single-stranded DNA endonuclease activity; 3'-5'-DNA exonuclease activity
Source: RefSeq, a predicted model, not a curated record
UUGAAGCCGGCGAUACAUGAAGCGUAAACUCAAGCGUAAAUAUAAAAUUAAUUUACACUUGAACAUGUUUACAUGACCGGGUUGAGACGCGUAAUCCGAAUUACACUGAACUUUAAUCGACUUUUGUGAGAAAAAUAGAAUCUUUUUUCCAAAGAAAAAGAUUAAAAACGCUAGUAAUGAACACUCACUAUUAAUGCAAACCACGAACAGGAAAUGUAGUGGGGCAAAUCGCUUGCAAACAGCGUUUACGCUAGGAUUUAUGCUCCGUGGACCUAUAAUCUCUUUUACAUCGUGUAAACGGCAAAUGUAAACUUUUUGGCAUUACAUUCUGAGUUUAUACGAAGCCGGCGAUACAUGAAGCGUAAACUCAAGCGUAAAUAUAAAAUUAAUUUACACUUGAACAUGUUUACAUGACCGGGUUGAGACGCGUAAUCCGAAUUACACUGAACUUUUAUCGACUUUUGUGAGAAAAAUAUAAUACUUUUUCCGAAUAAAAAGAUUAAAAACGCUAGUAAUGAACACUCACUAUUAAUGCAAACCACAAACAGGAAAUGUAGUGGGGCAAAUCGCUUGCAAACAGCGUUUACGCUAGGAUUUAUGCUCCGUGGACCUAUAAUCUAUUUACACCGUGUAAACGGCAAAUGUAAACUUUUUGGCAUUACAUUCUGAGUUUAUACGAGAGUUUACGCUUCAUGUAUCGCCGGCUCGAGAGUUUACGCUUCAUGUAUCGCCGGCUUGAGAGAGAGUUUUCAUGAUUUUUCCAGAUUCGUUGGAAAAUCGUCGUAGCAACCAUGUCGCAGGAAGAUUGUAUCGAUAGCGCGGAUUUCAAUCCGGACGACGUGCUGAAGAUUCUGGUGGCCAGUGAUAUUCAUCUGGGGUACGAAGAGAAGAAUCAACUGCGAGGACAAGACAGCUUCCUGGCGUUUGAGGAGGUUUUGCAGCACGCGGUGGAGAACGAUGUGGAUGCGGUUCUGCUCGGAGGCGAUCUGUUUCACGUUGCCAAUCCUUCGACAAACACACUGAACCGAUGCCUGCGGCUGCUAAAGACGUACACGCUCGGGGACAAACCAAUCCAGUUGCAGGUCCUGCGGGAUGAGAAUGCAUCGCUGGCCGAUACGCUGAGCAGUACGAUGAAUUACGAGGACCCUAACGUCAACAUAGCCAUUCCGGUGUUCUCCAUCCAUGGCAAUCAUGAUGAUAUGACGGGAUUCGGGCAUAUUAGCGCGAUGGAACUGUUGAGCACCAACGGGUACGUGAAUUACUUUGGCAAGUGGAACAACCUGAACCAGGUGAUCAUCAAACCGCUUCUGCUGCAGAAGGGAGAGACGAAACUGGCGCUCUUUGGGCUCAGUCACAUUGCCGAUGGUCGCCUGUGCCGACUGUUCGAGGAGGGGAAGGUGUUCAUGCAGAAACCGGACGAUCCGGGGUGGUUCAAUAUGUUGGUGCUCCAUCAGAACCGUGCCGAUCGAGGCUAUAAGAAGUACUUGCCAGAGAAUGCGCUGCCAAAGUUCCUAAAUCUGAUCAUCUGGGGCCACGAGCACGAUUGCCGUAUACAGCCAGAGCAGAACGCACAGAAGGGGUUCUUUGUUAGCCAGCCGGGAUCGACGGUGGCCACUUCGCUGUCGGAGGGUGAAUCCAUCCAGAAGUGCUGCGCGCUUCUCAGUAUUCACAAGGAGAUUUUCCGGAUGGAUCCGAUUCCCCUGCAGACCGUGCGGCCGUUCGAGUUCGAAACGGUCGAUCUGUCCACAGUGAUCGAUGAAGUGGAACUGGCGGGCGUUGAUGCGCCCCAGAAGGUGAUGCAGUUUGCGACCGAUCGAGUGGAGGCAAUGAUCGAGCGUUCGAAAGCAAAACAUACCGAUAACGAACGACAACCGAAGCGUCCACUGAUACGGCUCCGGCUGAUAACAACGGAUGUAGCACAACAGUUCAAUACGAUCCGAUUCGGGCAAGGGUACAUGGAACGAGUGGCCAAUCCGCUCGAUAUGAUUCUGUUCCAGAAGAAGCUGGUUCGAGCGAAGAACGAUCACGUGAAGCUGGACAGCAAGGCGUUCGAUGAAGCUUACAAACGAAAGCAAAACAUCAGCCGGCCGGAAGAUGUGGUCGAUCUGUAUUUUGCCGAGGCACCCGCAGCCAACCAGAUGGAGGUUUUGUGUCCCCGUAGUAUGAGGGAAUUCUGUCGUCGAGUGGUUGACCACCACGAUGAUGAUGCGGCCGAAAGAAUCCUGGAGUUCUAUGAGAACAAAGUAAUAGAAUACCUCACUACCAGCAAUUCACUGACAGAGGAUAACGUGGAUGAAGUGCUAACGGGAUUCCAUGAUAAUGAGGACACUCUGUAUCACGAAAUGUUGGCAAUGCUGGACUCACGAGCACAGAAGUCAUCCGAUCCAAUGGACCGUCUCCAUCCCACCGAUCCGAAGGAGGGCGACGACGACGAAGAUGGCAGCGUUAGUGGUAAGAAAAAGACCACCACAACGGCCCGGGGAGCCAAAGCAGGCCGUGGCACCAGAGCACGGGGAGCACGGGGAGCCACCGCAGCCAACACCACGCGCGGUAGUUCGCGCGCUGCAUCGAAGGUGGCCGUGGCGGUGCCCAGUACCUCAAGGUCGCAAUCUUCUAUUGCCUCCAUGUUUAGCCAACAAUCCGCCAACAACAGCAGCUCCAUGACGACCGUCGCUAGCCGAUCUUCGACAAGAAACGUUCCUUCAGCUCGAGGCGCACGCGUCCAGUACGACUCGGAUGAUUCCGAUUAAUGAUCGGUUUGUUUUGUUUUUUUUUUUCAUUCCAAAAAGGUCAAUAAAAAGAAAAUACAAUAUUUCAA